Molecule: messenger RNA, 655 nt
Organism: Aspergillus alliaceus
Lineage: Eukaryota; Fungi; Ascomycota; Eurotiomycetes; Eurotiales; Aspergillaceae
Exons: 1
Coding region: 158-517 (119 amino acids)
Source: RefSeq, a predicted model, not a curated record
UUUUAGAUUUCUAACCAUCGGCGCGGAACCUCCGCUCGGGAUGGCGCCAUAGCUGGAACCCCGUUCAAUGAUCGGAGAUCCAUUUGUUGCUGUAGGAGGUCUGCGAAUAGAAGACUCCAAGAGAAACACGGGGUAAAGCCCCCACAAAUCGAGGGCGAUGGGGUCUAGUUUGUGUGGUUAUAGUAGUGAUAUCGACUCGAUUCCUUUAUCUCGGCUCAAGGCGGUGAUCAACAAAUAUGGGGGGUUUAAAAUUUACGUUUUAUUUCUCGUACCUUUUGCCCCUCGGACUUUAAAUCUUCCGAUAACAUUCAUUUAUACAGUGUUCUUUUAUCAUCGCCCACAUCCCCGGGGCAAAGUAUGGGUACUUAUACACAAACAAACGCUGUCUCUAGAACACAUGAGUGGAGUAGAGGUCAUAACCAAAGGGGGCCAGAAGAAGGAUAUAGAAGGGAUAGACAUGGCGAGCACAGAGGCCGGUGCUCUGAUCCCGCUAAUGCCCUUGUCCUUCAGCAAAUAGUAUACACAAAAGGACAUAAUCCGAAUGUCGUCGGUGGGGAAGCAUCAAAUGGCUGAAUGGUAUGCCAAUUUAGCCAUCCGAAUUCCGACCCGAAUGUCCUCCUCCACUGCUCCUGCCGUGGAGAGUAAUGAACAAGGA